Messenger RNA from Lineus longissimus, 3374 nucleotides. RefSeq names its product bromodomain-containing protein 7-like. NCBI's taxonomy places the organism in Eukaryota, Metazoa, Nemertea, Pilidiophora, Heteronemertea, Lineidae. The transcript has 5 exons. Gene Ontology annotation, cellular component: SLIK (SAGA-like) complex; SAGA complex. Gene Ontology annotation, biological process: regulation of transcription by RNA polymerase II. Gene Ontology annotation, molecular function: protein binding; structural molecule activity. The record is from RefSeq and is a predicted model, not a curated record. Bases 9 to 512 code for a protein of 167 amino acids.
CAGCUUCCAUGAUGGAGUCCGAGUGUCUGGAAUUGCUCCAGAGGGUUGCCCACUACAGAGGAGGAAGAAUGAAUAGAAUUAAGAUUGACCCAUCAGUUUGGUUUAGAUUACCAGUGAAUAAAGAUGAUGCGCAAGGUUACUUCAAUUUGAUUCAGCACCCAAUGGAUUUUUCAACCAUCCAAGGGAAAAUAAAGAGUGGUCAGUAUAAAGACAUUGAGGACUUUCAUACAGACAUGCUCCUCGUCAGAGAUAAUUGUGUGAAGUACAACAGAGAUCCAGCAAGUCAGAUUCGGGUUGACUGUGACACUGUCUUUGGCUUCUACACUGUGGAGUAUGAUAAACUGAGGAGCAGGAAACCAGCAAAGAUAAAAGCUACCGGAACUGGCUGGGAUAUCGGAAUGUAUAGGUGUGCACAGAAAGAGGCAAAACUUGACAUGGCCCAUGCCAGUGCCAUGAAAGUGGUGCAAAGCCAGUUUGAGAAGCUGGAUGAUGACAUCAGGGAAAAGGAAUAGUGUAUUCGUGAUUUGACUGCUGAGAUCGAAUGGAAGGAAAGACUGAGAGCUGAAUUUGUACCCCCGGUUAAACUAGACCAAUAUGUUCAGGUAGAGAUGAAAUCGAAACUACGGUGUGUGACGAACCUGACCCGUGUUCUGCCAAACGACUCUGCGAGAUGCUACCUGAGCAAAACAACCAUGACUAAACGAGUUGACGAAACAUACAAGGCAUUGGAACCAAUUCAUGGAGCUGAUUCCAAAAGUGUGCAGGAUAGACUGUGGCUGACGUUGGUUAAAAAAGCAGGGAAGGGAGCCAUUCAAAAGUACUAUUCAAAUUUAUCGAGACCCAAGGAAGUCAGAGUAACAAAGCAUAAGGAAUGGGUAACGGAAGCAAAUGUGUUCCGGUGUGUCAAAUACAUGUAUCGUAAUGGUUCAAUAUCCAGUCGAAAAUACACUUCAUUGCGGCAGGCAGAUCUCAGUUUCGAAUGUAGUGGUGAUGAGCUGAUGACAUAUCAGGAACUUUGUUCAUAUGUUGAAAAGUAUUUGUAAAGAGCUUCAGGUUCAUGAAGUUGCAGGUGUUUCCUUCGAAGACACCCUCCUGAAGAUAGCAUCAGUCUAUUUAGAGAUAGAUGAGAAGUUACAGGUCAAUAGGCAAUCUUUGAAUUGGCUGAAGAAGGAAAGAGUCUAUUUUUCGAUAUCUGUUGGGGCAGAUGGUGCUCCUGCCUCGAAGUUGAAAACGCACAAGUCUGUUCUAUUGUCUUUUCUGAAUUUGCCUGAGAAGGUUAAUAGCUGCAUGUACCAGUUUUUGUUGUUCGGGGCUGAUAUUCCUGAGGACCAUGCUUCUAUUCUCAACUAUGUUGCCGAAAUAGCUUCAAACAUGGAGUCCAUUGAGAAGAAAGAGUUCAUGAUUGGAUCCACUGUGGUCAGGUUUACUAUUGAACUUGUUCCGGGUGACUGCAAGUGGAUAGCCACUGCUUGUGGCGAGCUCAGCAAUGCAGCUACCUAUCCAUCCAGUUAUGGCAAUGUGCGAAAAGAUGACCUGUCAAAGCUUGACGGAAGUUUAGGUGGCAGUGAAUCCACCUGGAAACCUUGGUCAUAUCUUGAUCGACUAGCCGUGGUAAAAAAAGUGGCCUUGAAAAAACAGGAGGCCAGCAGGGGUGAUGUAGUGACUAGAUACAUUGCAUCCUUGCAUUCUAGGCAAGAACAUGUACCUACACUUGGCAUUUACUCGGAGCACUGUUAUAUCGAUUCUCUUCAUCUUAAAAAUAACAUCUGUGCUCAGCUUCACCAGGCUAUUUUGACUGAAGCCCUAAUACUAACUGAUGAUAAGGUCAUCAGGGGUGGCAUUGAUUUUAAGAAUAAUGCUUUCAUAGAAUCUCCCUUUGGCAGAUACCUGGUUUGUCUUCGGGAUGAAGUUCACGCUGGUCGUAUUUUCAUACAGGUCAGAAGGUGGUUUACAGAGAAUUGUGCCGCUCUGUCAAAAGGUUCCUGUGGCACAAGGCUUCUUGGUGUAAGGUUUACAGGAGAAGACUCCUUCAAAUUUUGCCAGGGUUACCCCUGCUUGAUCAAGGCUGUGGGACAAAAUGGGACUCCUGAUAGACAAUGCAGACUCCUGGUAUUUCACUUUGCCUACACGGUUGUGCGCGAAGCUAUUGGUCUUGCUUCAAAGAUCAAAUUCAGUCAGUUUGAACUGCAACGAUUGCAGACUGUUUGUCGACAGUACCAUGCAUGUCACGUUCUUUUGAUGACUGGAGCAAACUUGACAACUUGGCAUCUUGGAUAUGUUGUUCGAUUUCAUGCGGAGGUUCUUUAUUACCGCUUAGGAGUUGGUCUAGGUACCAAUAAUAUGCAAGGACGGGAGGCCAAGAACAAACAAUUGAAGGAGUAUGCGAGAUUCAGUACCCCCCAGAACAAGUGGGGUAUGAUAUUCCGGCAUGAAUAUUUUGAUCUGUAUUGGCUCAAAGAGCAUGAUAUGGAUGUUGUUGUGAAAGAUUUGGUGAAGAGUAGGUCCAGAGAUAGAUAUCACAUCAAUCCAAAUGUGAAAGCUGACAUGUGUAAGUGUGGUUUAGCCACUGAGGGUGCAUGUCUAUUCUGCAAUCAUCCCACAAUGAAGCUGAUUGAAGAAACCUGUGAGAAAAGACGAAUCUCACCAGAAAUGAGGAAGGCACAGCGUGAUGUUGUCUGGUAGAAAGGCCUUUGCAUUCCUGUUAACCGUUAACACAAAAAGUGCUAUAUCUCCUUAAUGCAUGGAUCAGUGCCAAAUUUUUAUCAUAGGUACAUCUAAUAAAGCCACAUAACAUAGCAUACAGGUUUUUGAUUUGACCUAUUUUUCAAGGUCGCAGAAGUCAAAUCGUGUAAAUUGGCCGAUAUUGGCACAUUUUGCAAAUAAUGAAGCUUUUGACUUAAAACUUGGUACAAUUGUACCUCCUAAAGAUUCAUGCACUUGAUUGGGAACAACAUUUACAUAGUGUUGGCUGUCGUCAUGUCACGAUGCAUUGUAACUCUGACGGUUUUACAUUAGUGUAACUACAUGUAAUGGCAAAAAGCUGUGAGCAGUUAAAGGUGGAUUGGAAUAUCCUGUAAUGGCCAAAUUUCUAUGGAAUGUGCAUUGAUAGCCCUGCAUCAGGUUUUAAUGGCACUGCCUUGGUCAAUAGCCACUGGUGUAUAAUACAGGAAAAUGAUAUUUGUUGUAUUGUUGUACAAGGAUUCAUAUUUGCCAGAUUUACAUAGAUUAUCAAAAGGAAAUGAGUUCAGUUGUAAAUUGGUUGAUUGAAAAACGUGUCCCAAAUGUCAAGUUUUGAAUGCUCAAUUUUAUUGUCCACAACUUCUUAAUGUGUUGAGGGUUAAAAAAACAAGAUCCCAGACAUUAAAAAAAUUCUA